Emiliania huxleyi CCMP1516 is the source of this 2774-nucleotide messenger RNA. Its product is annotated as UDP-glucose:glyco protein glucosyltransferase. The coding region runs from base 198 to 2621 and encodes 807 amino acids. Gene Ontology annotation, molecular function: UDP-glucose:glycoprotein glucosyltransferase activity. Gene Ontology annotation, cellular component: endoplasmic reticulum. The record is from RefSeq and is a predicted model, not a curated record. Lineage: Eukaryota; Haptophyta; Isochrysidales; Noelaerhabdaceae. The transcript is spliced from 23 exons.
CCUCCGCCUCGCGCAAGGAGGGCAUCGACGCGGCGGCCGCCUUCGAGGGCCUCUCCUCCGGCGCCUCAACCGAGUUCGACGCGGAGGUGGCCAGCGGCGCGACGUUCCUCGCGGACAAGGGGUUGCCCGCCGCGCAGCCGCUGCUGCUUCUCAACGGCCUGCUCACGCGGCUGGGCGACAACUUCGAGCAGGAGAUCAUGCAGACCCUCUCCGCCGAGGUGCGCACCGUCCAGCGCCUCGUCCGGACGGGCAAGCUCACCGACGAGCACCAGGACGUGUACGCGACGAUCGCCAACGCGACGGCCACUUUCCCGCGCUACAACGAGGCGCUGCUGCAGCCGAUCGACAAGGUGGUGAUGGCCGGCCUCAAGCCGUCGGCCCACCUCGGCGCGAUCAAGUGGCUCGCGACGCCGCCCGCGCCGCCCUCGCCGCCUUCGGAGGCUGCGCCGCCCGUUGCGGCGCCGCCGCCGGCGGAGGAGGAUAUGUACGCGUAUGCUGGGGCGAGGGCCUGCCGGUGGGGAGCGGCGCAGCGCUCGCGCGUUGGUUUUGCCGCGUGGGAGAAGCUGCUCCAGACCACACACGACUUCGGGGCGGCGCGGCGGCUGCUCGCCCUGCUGCACGCGGCGGCGCUGGCCGGAGAGGCCCUCACGCCCGAGCUGCUGGCGAGCGCGGUGCCCGAGGCCUUCUCCGCAGCAGAGACUGCGAACCUCAUCGCCGGCGUGAAGUCGGUGGUGGCGCCGCACCACGCUGCGCUCUGCCGCUCGCUCGGCGUCUCCGCGGCGCCGGCGAUCGUCGUCAACGGGCGGCUGGUCGACGCGGCGACGGCGGGCAAACUCGACGCCGCGCCGGGGGCGACGCUCGUCCGCGAGUUGGUUGGCGAGGAUGCAGCCGAGGAGGCGGCAGACGCAGGCGGCGCCCCGUCGGCCGAGGAGUUCGGCCAGCGGUCAGACUUGCUCAUGCUGGCGGCGCUCGAGCUGACGGCGGUGCUCGACCCGCUCUCCAAGGAGGCGCAGCGCGCGGUGCCCAUCCUGAUGGCGCUGCACGAGUCGCUCGGCCUCUCCGUCACGCUGCACCUCAACCCGAGCUUGCAGAUCGACAAGUUCCCGCUCGAGUCGUUCUACCGGUACGUCGUGUCGCUCGAGCCGAGCUUCGACAACGCCGGCCGAUCGCUCAGCCCGCAGCUCGACCGCGCCCUCUUCUCGUCGCUGCGCACGCCACAGGUGCUGACGCUGCACGUGGACGCACCCGAGGCGUGGCUGCUCGAGUGCACCGAGGCGGCGUACGACAUGGACAACCUGCGGCUCGCCGAGCUGGGCGACCGUCGGACGGUGUCCGCCGUGUACGAGCUCGCGUCGCUCCUCAUCACGGGCAGCUGCGAGGACGUCGGCUCGCGCCACCCCCCCAACGGGCUGCAGCUGCUGCUCGGGACGACCGCACAGCCGCACGCGACCGACACACUCGUCAUGUCCAACUUGGGCUACUUCCAGCUCAAGGCGGCGCCCGGCGUGUGGGAUCUCUCCCUCGCGCCAGGGCCCUCUUCCGAGGUCUUCACCCUCCGCACGGCUCCCGCCCUCCUCGCCGCCGGCCACUCGACGCGCGCGUUUCGCGGAGGCAUGCAGCGCAUCGACCCCGCCACUCUCAACGACGCGGCGGCGGUGCGGGUCACUAUGGCGGACUUUACGGGCGCAAACAUCCUGCUGCUCGCGCAGAAGCGGCCCGGGCUCGAGUCGUGGUGGUCGGGCGGCGAGAAGGGCGACGCCAGCGAGACUGUGCACGUCUUCUCUCUCGCGCACUUGUACGAGCGCUUCCUCAAGAUCAUGCUGCAGUCGGUGCUGCAGCGCACAAAGCGGCACGUCAAGUUUUGGUUCCUCAAAAACUUCCUCUCGCCCGCCUUCAUCGGCUCGCUGCCGGCGAUGGCGGCGGCGCUCGGCAUCGAGCGCGGGCGGGGGCAUGCGCUCGGCUUUGAGUACGGGCUCGUGCAGUACCAGUGGCCCUCGUGGCUCCACAAGCAGACCGACAAGCAGCGCAUCAUCUGGGGCUACAAGAUCCUCUUCCUCGACGUGAUGUUCCCCCUCUCGGUAGUCAACGCCGACGUUGGCGAGUUGUGGGACAUGAAGCUGCCCGGCCGCGCGGCGGUGGCGAUGACGCCAUUUUGCCAGGCGGACGCCAACCCCGACACGACGGGCUUCCGCUUCUUCGCGCAGGGCUACUGGAGGGACCACUUGCAGGGGCGGCCGUACCACAUCUCGGCGCUCUUUGUCGUCGAUCUGCACAAGUUCCGGCGGCGCGCGUACGGCGACCAGUACCGCGUCUUUUACGAUUCGCUCUCCAAGGACCCGAACUCGCUCUCCAACCUCGACCAGGACCUGCCCAACUACGCGCAGCACGUGGUGCCCAUCCACUCGCUUCCAGAGGAGUGGCUCUGGUGCGAGACGUGGUGCGGCAACACCUCCAAGCCGCGCGCAAAGACCAUCGACCUCUGCAACAACCCGCUCACCAAGGAGCCCAAGCUCAGCCAGGCGACGCGCGUGAUUGGCGAGCGCUGGUCGGCGCUCGACGCGGUCGCAAAGGGCAUCGAGGAGGCCGAGUCGCCGGCGCAGCCGAGCAGGGACGAGCUGUGACCGCGGCGAGCGGCCAACUGCGGUCCGAUGGUUGUGGAUGCAUCACUGUGCGCGGGCCGUCCCCGCGUCUCCCGUCAAAGAUUCUCUCCAGUCAACACGCGAGGUGUCUAGACAGCUUGUGUGAAAUUAUCGCACUCCCUCGGGGGUUGUCAU